AUGAGCAAUAUACUGUCCCUAUUAAAUGGAUACUGCAAUAAUGUUACGGCAAAAACGUUAAAGGAUCUUUCUCUCAUCAUUGGUUCACCCAUAGGGAUAACCAAAUUGAAUCGAAGGACAAAUAUCAUGGAACAAUGCAAACAUUUGGAACAAUUAAGGUUGAAACGUUUGCAUCAAGGUACCCUCGUUAUUAAUUCCAUUGAUACGGGGAUUUCUAAUUUUGCUAUUUCUAAAUUUAAAUGGGAUUUGAUGAGUCCAUGGCCAACUUUAUUAUCAUGGGAAAAGAUCCAAUUGGAAAGGAAAUUCUUACCUGAAUUAGAGAUUGAAUCUUCCAGCCUGGAACCCAAUGAUUUCUCAUUAAUGACAUAUAGACUUGUGGAAUAUCUGCUGGAUGAGAAGGAUAAUGUGUCAAAACCUGAUCUUUUCACCAUUGAACGACAGAGAACCAGAACAAUGUCAUCUCGAUUCGUAUUGGACCCCAUUAUUAGAUGUAAUAUUUUGGAAAACGUGUUAUAUUCCACUUUAGAAAACAGAAUACGAUACAAUAAUAUGGGUAAACAUGAAUACUCUGUUUUAUCCUCAAAUCCGCAAAGAAUGACAUCAUUUUGGUGUCCCACAGACAAUGAUAAGAACAAAAAGAAAAACAGUAACAAAUAUUCCAAAGAUUUCAAGAUUAAAUUAGUGAAGGAGAUAAUAAGAAACUCUUGUAUGGAUAAUGCAAAUGAUUUGGGAAGACCAUUUAUCGGUAUCCCUCAGGAUUGGAAAAUUGAUCUGGUUAAGUUAUUGAAUAGCUCAGCAUCGGCAAAAUUUAAACUUUUUAACUGCUUAAGAAACCAUGAAAACGAUACCUCAAAUAUAUCCGGUGUUAAGAAAGACGAUGACCUGGCUGAUUCAUUUUUACAUGGGUUAUCAUGGAUGGAAUGGCUAAGAAAUUAUAUUGAGAUAUACAAUUUAUUAUCUAGGGAUACUAUGCAGGUAUCUAACAAGGAAAAUGCAACGCAAUUUGUGGAGUAUUGCACCAUGAAAAGGGAGAAGAUGGAGACACUACAAAGUAAGAUAGCUGCAUAA
Molecule: messenger RNA, 1068 nt
Organism: Naumovozyma castellii
Lineage: Eukaryota; Fungi; Ascomycota; Saccharomycetes; Saccharomycetales; Saccharomycetaceae
Product: cruciform cutting endonuclease
Exons: 1
Coding region: 1-1068 (355 amino acids)
Source: RefSeq, a predicted model, not a curated record